AUGAAAACAAAAACUCCUCACAAACUGCCAACGGGGCAGCUGACGAUACUGGCACUAUGUCGCUUGUCAGAGCCCAUUGCCAUGACGUCCGUCUUCCCAUACCUCCCAGAAAUGAUCGAGAGCUUCGGCGUACCCAAGAAUGACAUUGCGAAGUGGGCUGGAUGGAGCAGCACUAUCUUUUGUCUAUGUCAAGCCUUUACCGCUAUAUUUUGGGGCCGGCUAUCGGACCAUUAUGGUCGCAAGCCCAUCAUCUUGUUCGGACUAGCGAACACGGCGGCGACUGUUCUGCUAUGGGGAUUUUCAACGAAUCUUACUAUGGCCAUGAUUGCAAGGGCCCUGCAAGGCUUUAUGUCUGGCAACGUCGGUAUCAUCAGAACUAUGGUAGCAGAACUGUGUCCAUGGAAGGAGCUUCAGCCGAGGGCAUUUAGCAUAAUGCCUCUGGUAUGGAACGUGGGCUCGGUCAUUGGACCGGCAUUUGGUGGUGUUCUGGUCAAGCAGUCACAUCAUGGUGAUCUACUAGAGAGGUACCCAUACGCGCUUCCGAACAUAUUUGCUGCAGCUCUAUUUGCUGUAAGCAUUACCAUUGGGUUCUUGUUCCUUCAUGAAACUCUCGAGACUGCGAAAGACAAGCGUGAUAUUGGAAGAACAUUAGGAGACGCGCUUCUCAAGGCUGUCAAUCCGAGAUCGUUCAACUCAUGCUACCUACAGCCUCCAGAAGUAUCUCGCGGAACUGAAGAAGAACCUCUUCUCCAAUCCGCAAAAUCCCCGACAGAUGACGAAGAGACUGUCCUAUGCGAUAAUUCCAUACCUAACAUGCAGAAAGAGGCGAAUCCAAAGUGGAAAGAGGUGUUUAGAUUGCAAUCGACUUUUGCUCUCAUGGCAUACACUCUCCUAGCGAUGCACGACUUCGCCUACCAGCAGCUUCUUCCAGUCUUCAUGUAUCACCCCUUUGAUCCACGAGACUCAUCUGAUGCGAGUCAGCCCCUAUUUCAGCACCUGCCGUUCCUUUUCAACCGCGGUUUCGGACUUUCUCACACUCGCAUCGGCGUCUUCUUCUCCAUUGCUGGCGCCUUUUCUAUGCUCGUUCAGUUCUUCAUCUUCCCACCUAUCACUAGCCACUUCGGCACCCUACGCACCUUCAAAACCUGCAUCACAAUAUACCCCUUCAUCUACCUUCUCACGCCCUACACCGUCCUCCUCCCAACCGAGCACACACGCCAAGCCGCCUUACUCCUCGCCGUUCUCCUCAAGCAGAGCGUCAGCGUCUUUAUGUUUCCAUGCUGUAUCAUCCUGCUGACUAACUCGGCGUGCAGCCUCAAGGUGUUGGGCACACUGAAUGGUGUGGCAAUGACUACAAGUGGGCUAGGUAGAGCGGCUGGGCCGGCGCUUGCGGGUAAUUUGUUUACGGUAGGUGUGGAAAUGGAGUGCGUAUUGUUGCCGUAUGCAGUGCUGGCAGCGGUGGCAGUAUUAAGUCUCGUUCCGGCCUAUUUUAUGGCUGAGUGUAAGGGUUUUGGUAGCAGUGAUGAGGAGGAGGAGGAAGCAGAUGAGGAAGAACGAGAAGACGAGAGAGCGUGCUAA
Messenger RNA from Pseudovirgaria hyperparasitica, 1578 nucleotides. RefSeq names its product MFS general substrate transporter. Gene Ontology annotation, molecular function: transmembrane transporter activity. Lineage: Eukaryota; Fungi; Ascomycota; Dothideomycetes; Acrospermales; Acrospermaceae. The record is from RefSeq and is a predicted model, not a curated record. Bases 1 to 1578 code for a protein of 525 amino acids. Gene Ontology annotation, biological process: transmembrane transport. The transcript is spliced from 6 exons.